CAUUCGAUGAGGCCAAACCAAUUCAAAAUCAAAUGCAGUCUGAAAAAUAUUCUUAAAAUUGGUGUCCCAAGGAAACUGGAUACCUCCAAUUACCACCCUAUCAGAUCAUCAGCUGAUCCACUUAAGUUACAUUUCUCUCAAGCCAUUUGGAGAGAUGCAGUAAACUGAUACAGCAUUAAAUCAUGCUCUAAACUUUAAUCUACUGACAUUUUACUCCUUCACUUAAUCACGUAGUAGGAAGAAUACCAAAUAAAGAAUGUCAACCAGAACGCACGAGUAUCACAUGGUAUUCCAAGCAACAUAAAGCAAUAAAGGCAAAGUUAAUCACUUUCAGGAAGGGAUAAGAAAACAGUCCACUAUCUGUUAUAUGGAACCUCGUGGCACAUACAAAAGAAAAGACAAAUCAUUUUCAGAUAGGCUUACAGUCUUUAAGUAAUUUUCAGAGUGAUACUGGUGCCAAAAAAGAUAGAUCUCCCCUGCUUUGCAACAUCAAUAUACAUAAAAUCUACCACUAACUAAUGCAUCAUUUGGAAUCAGUGUCCCAGAAACACAUAAGAAUAUAAGUAACAACCAACCAAGAAAAACAUAAUAACGAUAAAAGAAUAUGAGAGAAUUUUGUUGGAUAUAAAUCAAGAUAAUGUAUAGAUGGAUGUCACGGCAUAACUUAGUUUGCAUCAAACAUACCAACAAAGAGUUUGCCUAAACUCUUGGAUCAGAUAGUCAUACGUUUGAUUUCCGUUAGGAGAGAUCUGUUAUAUUAAGGAGAAUUAAUUUAAUAUAGUUUGUGCCUCAUCGUCGAAGAUGUACAAGAAUUAGGGUCUAGAACCUCAUAGUCAUUAAAAAAUUGUUUGCAUCAAACAUCUUUUGGCAUAAGAUAUAAUAAAAACCAUAAUAUCUAAGACAGAACAGAGAAAGGUCAGUAUACACCCAACAGGUGUAUAUUUCAAUGCUAAUUCAAAGAUUAGGGAAGCUUCAUGGCUGCUCCAGCUAAAGCUCAUGGGUCCCUAUGAGCAACUCUUGAGGAUUUGAUUUGCCAAAUUUACUGCCACAUGGGUCUACAAUUGCAGUAAAUGGUAAGAAGGGUCCAUUCUCAAUAAGAAAGCACACUAAGAUCAUACAAAUUCAGUGAAUAACUAUAUAAGGUGCAGACUAAUAAAUAAAACAGUACACCAAAGGGUCUCUACUAAUUCAAAAGUUUUUUGAUUAAAAUAAUUUACAUUAUAUGUCAGAAAGUAUACGAAACCUUUACCUUUCCACUAUAUAUAUAUAUAUAUAUAUAUAUAUAGAACCUGCAAUGCAACCUAGAAGAUCUAUCUUUUAUCAUGUCGACUGCAACUUUUUCUCCCACAAUCAAACCAAGUGAGCUCUUCCAAAAUGUUCUUGGAAAAUUUUACUCAAGACGACUACUACUUCAUUUAUCUUCUCAACCACCAACCAUAGCGUCGCCCCCAUUUGCAGACACUCAAGAAGCUUCACUCUCUUAUGCCCACCAUAUGAGCCUUGAUACAAACGUUGUCAUAGUCCUCUCAGUUCUCUUCUUUGCACUAGUUUGCUCACUUGGACUACAUUCCAUCAUUAGAGUGGUGAUGAGGUACUCCAAUUUGUUAUCAUCCGAAGCUAAUAACGAGCUCGCAGUUCGCUUGGCCAACACUGGGGUCAAACGAAAAGCCUUGAAGAGUUUCCAGACGCUAAGUUACUCUAUGGAGCUUAAGCUGCCUGGCCUAGAUACAGAGUGUGCCAUAUGUCUCUCAGAGUUUGUAUCCGGGGAGCGAGUCAAGCUUCUGCCAAAGUGCCACCAUGGAUUCCAUGUCCGGUGUAUAGACAAAUGGCUAAGUUCACACUCUUCCUGUCCCACAUGCAGGCACUGCCUCAUUCAGACUUGCCAGAAGAUAGCUGGAUGCAGUGAGGCGUCCUCAUCACGUAAUCAACCACCACAUGGCAUCAUUAGCGUGGAUAUAGCACCAUUAGGACCAGAAAGAUUGAUACUCGGUUUCUAAAUACAGUCCAAGUAGACUUGGGCGCAGUUAUGUUGUAAAACUUGAUAUAUAAAAUCAGGGUUUAUAUGUAGUUUCAUAUUCAAGAUAGCGUUAUCAUUUCCGCUGUACAGUUUUAAAGAUUAUUAUGACAUGUUGCUUUGUUCACUCAUGAACGUCUGAAAGUGUACAUUUCACAAUAAGACAUCCCAAUAUAAGAUUUUUGAGUCACGUGAAACUCCAAAGAUAAGGAAGCUGAGAAGGCAAAACACUUAAAGUGAGGGUAUCAAAUCAACUCAGAGAAAUCCUUAAUCAUGUAAUGCCACUAACUUGUUUGUUUAAUAGUGAUUACCAUAUUGAUUAAUAGCAUAACAAGCUAUGUAAAUUAAAAUAAUUUCGAACUAAAGAACAAGAAGGAGACCUUUCUUGUUUGGUUAUCAAACUUGUAUUAAAGUGAGUAGGCAUCGGAUAAUAUAAAAACGUGACCAAAAUAAGCAACAAGGAAUACUAAAAAGACCCUACAAGAGAAAAGAUGCUUUAAUAUAAUCCACCCAAAUGAGAACAAGUCCAAGAUUGAGAAAGAUACAUAGGUGACACACCUAGAACAAACGGCUUAAAGAAGAAUGGAAUCUGAGCAAGAAAACCACCAUAGAGUCAAAUCAGAAGAUAGAAAGUAAAUAUGGUACGAUGAAUAAACAACCAGUGUUGGUGCUGUCAAAUAUCAAAAUUGAGGUUACAGAAUCUAUAGACAUUAAGUGCCAAAAAAUUCAAUCAUUCAAGACUGAAAAGCCACUGAGUGAGCAUCAAAUGUAACAGUACCAACAAAAAUGGUGUGGCUUAUACUGGUACUGCACCUAAAGAGACAAUCUUGGAGUAUUCGAGAGAGACAAGCAAUUAGUUGAGUAAACUUGACAAACUGCUUCAAACUAUGGUCCAAAGGCCCAUGGUUUUCAGUUCCAACUAAAUAUAGACAUGGACAUCUGGAAUUCAAAAAGAAAUAGCAAACCAAUUAUACAUGAAUGCUUGUGCUAGUUGUGCAUUAGAUAAAAACCAAAGAUUGUAUAGUCAGGUCUUUUUUUGAACCUAUUAAUAAAGCCCAACAUACCAAAGUUUACUAAACAGUAUAAUCAUCAUUUGUUGCUUGAAAAACAAUAAUUUAGUUCUGCUUCUACAUAAUUCCUUGAGUUGAUCUUCCACGAUCAUAGCCCGUAAGCGUCCGGUGUACGGUGUACCGGAUAUUUGAAUGGUUCGCGUGAACUGAAUCACCAUAAACAAGUAAUGGUUAGGUCUUCAUCUAUUAUUGUCAUGUUUUGUUGAUAAUAAUUCACACUUCUUUCCAACAAGAAUUCAAUAACUUUAAUAAUUGAACGACGUCAUUCAUUUUGUAAAGCUAUAUAAAAAACUUUGAGCUUUAUUUCCCAUUUUAUGUUCCAUCAUGUAUUUAACCUCCUCUGUAUGAAGAUUACUUGAUCUAUAAAGCAAUAAAUGGUAGUCGUUAAAAUUCGGUUCAUCUGCUUAACUAUGGUAUUAUUUCUUGUUUAUUUUUUACGCAAUUAUUUUCAACUAAAAAAAUGGUAAACCACUUUCCGGCGAAGGAAUAUUAAAUCACCGAUGGUCACGUGUUUGGGAUAUCUGAUAUCGUCGGAUUCGAAUUCAGUUCGCUUAGCGAUGCUGGAACUCUAUGCUACCACCAUACCACUAGCACGUGGUUAAUUAUUUUCAACUAUUUAAUUUAAUUAGUUAUCUUAACAAUGACAUCAUAACUGCAUUAUUUUAUAAGUUGUUGAAUAAGUUGGUUAAAAGUAUUAAAAUAAAAAUUAGCAAACGAAUUUCAUAUUACAUUAUUGUAGGGAUAGAUGCUUCAUAUGCUUGUAUCAUUUUCUUUGUUGUACGAAUUUAUACUACUACUGCUUAUACAGAUUUAAAUAUAAAGUAUACUAUCGAUGGAAACAAUAUAUAUAUAUAUAUAUAUAUAUAUAUUUUGGAACAAUAUAUUAUUAGAUAAAUAAAU
Brassica rapa (field mustard) is the source of this 3984-nucleotide messenger RNA. Its product is annotated as RING-H2 finger protein ATL78-like. Gene Ontology annotation, molecular function: transferase activity. Gene Ontology annotation, biological process: protein ubiquitination. The record is from RefSeq and is a predicted model, not a curated record. NCBI's taxonomy places the organism in Eukaryota, Viridiplantae, Streptophyta, Magnoliopsida, Brassicales, Brassicaceae.